Molecule: messenger RNA, 587 nt
Organism: Gambusia affinis (western mosquitofish)
Lineage: Eukaryota; Metazoa; Chordata; Actinopteri; Cyprinodontiformes; Poeciliidae
Gene: syce3
Product: synaptonemal complex central element protein 3
Exons: 3
Coding region: 111-383 (90 amino acids)
Biological process (GO): reciprocal meiotic recombination; spermatogenesis; synaptonemal complex assembly
Source: RefSeq, a predicted model, not a curated record
UUUUAAGGCUGGCAAUGUGCUAGGCCGAAAAAAUAAGAAGCUGGAAGUGCGCACGCUCAUUAUUAACUAGCCGAGAACUUUCUUUCUGAGCUCCAAGCCAAUUUUCGACGAUGGAGGAUUCAUCAUGUCCCAUGGUGCCUUCACGGAGCAGCACCGACAUGUAUGAACUGAAUAAGGAUUUGGAGAGAGUGAUUGAGGAUGUUGAGAACAUAUCAGUGCAGCUGACCUGGAUGGCUUAUGACAUGGUGACGCUGCGAACCGGUUUCGUGGGGGAAGCGUGUAUGCGGGAGCUGGAGGAGGCGUACAGCAGAUGCAGGGCGGCUGUCUUUGGGGAAACUGGUGCUGAGAAAGCUGACUCAUCAGAAAGUCAAACUGUAGAUUAAGUCGUAUUAAAUUAUACAAUGAUUUAAUACGAUAAUGCACUUCCAUGUCAAAGUGCAGUGUUGUUUGCUUGCUUUAUGUUAGUAUUGAUAGUUAUGACUUAAUUUACAGGAGUUUCUCAAGUUUUAAACUGUUCUAUUCUGUUUGGAUGAAUACUUUAAAUAAAGAAGCUAAUAUAUUUAACAAGGUGAUCUGUCAUUUUUUAA